Anastrepha ludens (Mexican fruit fly) is the source of this 1834-nucleotide messenger RNA. RefSeq names its product activating signal cointegrator 1. Gene Ontology annotation, molecular function: zinc ion binding; transcription coactivator activity. NCBI's taxonomy places the organism in Eukaryota, Metazoa, Arthropoda, Insecta, Diptera, Tephritidae. The coding region runs from base 131 to 1732 and encodes 533 amino acids. The record is from RefSeq and is a predicted model, not a curated record. The transcript has 5 exons. Gene Ontology annotation, biological process: positive regulation of DNA-templated transcription. Gene Ontology annotation, cellular component: nucleus.
AAAUUAUCGAGCACUAGCUCUCUUUAGAUAUGUAUAUCGGUGCAACCAAAGCUAAAGAUAAAGUUGUUUGCGUCAGUUGCAAAUAUUGUGAAAUUUUUGUUUAUCAUAUAACUCGCUUAUUGAAAUAAAAAUGGAAAAGUGGAUACGUGAACGGCUAAAGAAUUGUCUGGACUUCGAAGUACCAGAUGAUAUGAUAAAGUACAUUGUGUCCAUCAAGUCUUCAACUGAAUUUGAUGAAUAUUUUGAAUCUCUGCUUAAUCCUGAAUGCGAAGACCAUCGUUCCUUCCUGACUGAUUGCAAGCAGCGUUUGUUUAGCAAGCCACUGCCCAAUAAACGUACGCCCCAAGCCAAUGCUCAACAAUCAAAACAGGGCCAGGGCGCUGGGCAUAUCAAACAGAGCCAAAAUACCGUUUCAUUGGAAGGGAAAUUCGGCAAGCUACCAAACCAACAACAACAAUCGCAAACAGCGCAAGGCGCUAAAAAAAAGUCCAAAUAUGUGAGUUUGUACACCAGUGACGGUAGUGUUAGUGGAGAAGUGAUAAUGUUGAAAGGGCGCCGCUUUUGCGAUUGCCAAGCGUCACAGCACAAACUUAUCAAUAAUUGCCUGAGUUGUGGGCGCAUUGUUUGCGAGCAGGAAGGCAGUGGUCCCUGUCUCUUUUGUGGUGAAAUCGUUUGCACCAACGAGGAAAUGCAAAUCAUGAAGGGCGAUACCAAAAAGGCUCAAAAUAUGUUGAAGUCAUUAAAGGAAAAAGGAGGUGGAGAAUCACUGAAAAAAGCGCUCGAACAACGUGACCGUCUGUUGGAGUAUGAUCGUAAUAGCGAAAAACGUACAACAGUUAUUGAUGACGAGCUCGAUUACUUUGAGGAAAAUUCGGUUUGGCUCUCGGAUGCAGAGCGUGCUAAACUGGAACGCCUCAAGCAGGAAAUGCAUGAGAAGAAGCACGAGAGCCGUGCCAAACGAAAAAUAAAGGUCGACUUUGCUGGCCGUGAGCUGGCAGAUGAUUCACCACUUACUGUCGACUUUGAGAAUCGUGUGCUAAAGGAAAUUGCAGAAGCAAAAGCCGCUGAUGGAAACAAAAGUAAUUGGUCUAACCGCAAAAAUGCGCAAAAAAUUACACCGGAUACGUGUGGAACAGAUCCCAACAUAGAUGGUGAACUACGUCUGGUAUACAAACUAACUGCUGAAGGUAAGACACUAACCGUAGAUGGGCGUGCCAAUCAAGGUUUUGCAGAUCGCUCAUAUAAUCGCGUGCAAGAUAAGGAGUUAUUAGAGAUGCAAGACAUGCGACAUUGUCUUUCAAUGCAUCAACCAUGGGCUUCAUUGCUUGUGGAGGGUAUAAAAAAGCAUGAGGGACGCGUUUGGUAUAGCGAGCAUCGUGGCCGUUUAUGGAUAGCUUCCACUGUUAAGGAUCCACAUCCUGAGGAAAUUGAAGAACUAAAAAAUUUCUACAAGAAUUACUACAAUGAUCCUGACAUACAGUUUCCAGAACACUAUCCAACCGGUUGUUUACUAGGUUGUGUACGAGUAGAGGAUUGCCUGGCGCAAGAAGAUUAUCGCGAAAUCUACCCUAAUGGCGAAUCUGAGAGUCCAUAUGUCUUCAUUUGCGCAAACCCAGAAAAACUGCCUGUAGUAUUUCCUGUUAAAGGGCAACAUAAAAUAUAUCAAAUCGACCCUAAGAUACAUAAUGCGGCUUGCAAAACAUUACUACGCUUAAAGAAUACAAAAGUCUAAGAUAAUGUGAGAAAGAUCCCAAGGGAUUUUAAGAUAUGUAUAUACUUUGUACUAAAUAUACGUUUAAAUGAAAAUAAAACGGAAUAAACGUUAAAAAAAGUA